AUGUCGACGUUUUCCAAAUCAGCGUACCUGGCGACGAAAUACAGCCAGUUUCGCCCGCACUACCCGCCUCAGUUCUACCAGUUGUUAUCGCAGUACAUCGGCCAUAAAGUGAAUAAAGCCGUCGAUAUUGGUUGCGGCACGGGUGUAUCGCUGUACCCUCUUCUUGAAUUGAGUGACCGGGUGAUCGGUACUGAUUUGCUGGCGGUAAUGGUGGAGAGAGCCAAUACGAUAAAACAUGAAAAACUCUCCCCCAGUGAUGCUGCCAGAAUCUCGUUUCAAGUGGCUAAUGUCAGUGACUGGAACGAUAAUAAUGUUGAUUUGAUUACGGUGGCUCAGGCGAUCCACUGGUUUGAUACGGCUAAGUUCUUCCACCAAGCGUACCAAGCGUUGUCUCCGGGAGGAGUAUUGGCUUAUUAUUACUAUGUCGAUCCCGUGAUUAAAGGUGUGGCUAAUGCUGAUAAAGCUAACGCUUUAUACCACCGCUACGUGUAUGGUGAAGACACUAUUGGUCCCCAUUGGGAACAACCGGGACGGUCAAUUUUGGCUAAUAUGUGUCGUGAUGUUAACCAAGGUAUUUCCCCUAAAGAGUUUACUAACGUUGAACAACACAUCUAUGAAGCUGAGGAAAGGGAACCUACGGAUAAGGAUAUGGUGAUGACUCGCGAGGGAGUGGUGGUGGAUGACUUGUUCAACUAUAUCCGGACGUAUCUGGGGUACCACAACUUUGAAGCGGAAACUGGUAAAGGGGAGGAUGUGUUGAAACAAUUUGCCGAUGAUUUAAACCAAUUGGGGAUCACGGAUACGACCAAGUUUGACUUGGUGUGGAAUACUGGUUACACUUUCAUGACGAGAACCCAGUGA
Molecule: messenger RNA, 861 nt
Organism: Diutina rugosa
Lineage: Eukaryota; Fungi; Ascomycota; Pichiomycetes; Serinales; Debaryomycetaceae
Exons: 1
Coding region: 1-861 (286 amino acids)
Molecular function (GO): S-adenosylmethionine-dependent methyltransferase activity
Source: RefSeq, a predicted model, not a curated record